AUGACCAACAUUGGAUACACUUUUGCGCAAAGAAGCGGCUGGACUGUAAUCCAGCGGCGGCAGGAAGGGUCGGUUCCCUUCAACAGGACCUGGGAGGAGUACAAACUGGGCUUUGGGAACAAGAACGGGGAGUACUGGCUGGGGAACGAGAACAUCCACCUGCUGACCAAAAGUAAAAACUACACAUUAAGAAUCGUCCUCGAGGACUGGAGUGGCGCCACGAGCUUUGCAGAGUACAGCACCUUCAGGGUGUCCGGUGAGGCGGUCGGGUAUCGCCUGCACAUUUCCGGGUAUUCAGGCACCGCGAGAGACUCCAUGGCUCACAACAACGGUCACAGGUUCUCCACUUUGGACAGGGACAAUGAUGCCUGGAGCAUCGGCCAUUGUUCUCAGCGAUGGGGACAGGGCGGCUGGUGGUUUCCGGGCUGCAGCACCUCUGUCCUCAACGGGCGCUACCUGGGCAACUGUGGGAACUCCUGUCCGUGGGGACAAGGUGUGCUGUGGUACAACUGGAGAGGCUACAGCUACUCCCUGAAGUCUGUGUCUAUGAAAAUCAGACCAUAA
This is a messenger RNA of Branchiostoma floridae (Florida lancelet), 564 nucleotides long. RefSeq names its product angiopoietin-related protein 2-like. NCBI's taxonomy places the organism in Eukaryota, Metazoa, Chordata, Leptocardii, Amphioxiformes, Branchiostomatidae. The coding region runs from base 1 to 564 and encodes 187 amino acids. The transcript has 3 exons. The record is from RefSeq and is a predicted model, not a curated record.